AUGAUCUUUAGUAGUUCUUGUGGAGGUCAAAGGUUGACUUCUGGUCAUUUGCUGACUGCGAAGGUCGGGACCCUGACUGUGGAUUCUCGGACCAUUGGUGCCGAUGAAUUGUUUAACGGAUAUUUUACGGAUGUGAGCUCCUGCAGGCACUCAGGUGUCCCUUUACGAUACGGUGAGAAGAUAUCGGACCCAGAGAACUGUUCCACUUUACUCUGUAGUACGUCUGCAGUUCUCAGUUCUGUCAGUUCAUGUGAACCCGGAGACGUUUGCCUCGGCAACAACACGUGUAAACCCCCCCCCUCUGUGUGCACUGUGACUGGCUCCACCCUCAUCGACUUCCACGGCGAGGUCCACUCGGUGGAGGAUCGCUGUGAAUACGCUCUGAUGAAGCCUCAAGAAGGACCUGGUGUGCAACUCAUCGGCGGGUUCCGUGAGCGACGCCGUACAGAUGUGUCCUUCUUGGACUACUUGACAAUAGGUCAGACAGCUGGAGACAUUCACCUGGAACAAGGUGGAAGAGUCCGGGUCGGUGACCAGAUCCUGGAUCUCAACACCACGGCUCAGCUGGUCCACGGCGUGGAGCUCUCCAAGGACCAGACUGGAGUGACCGCCAAGCUGCCCUCCUCCAAGAUGACGGUCGUGUUUGAUGGCAACACGGCACACGUGUCAGGACCAAAGGUCUCCUUAGAGGGUUUGUGUGGUAACCCCACUGAUGAAAGCUGGACCACCACCUUGGAUGCUGAACGGAUCUCCUCGGCUGGCUGCGACACUCUGCACACCGACACCACCGACAGUUCCAUCACCUGCAGCCGCUCAGCUGACCGCUGUGAGCUCCUGAAUCAGCCCCCCUUCGAUGCUUGUCACCAACACGUGGACACGGACUCCUACGUGGCCGCCUGCAACAACUCUUUGUGCAACUACCCGGCGGUGGACGGUCUCGACUGCCAGUUUCUGGAGGCCUACGCCGAGUCCUGCAGCCUGAGAGACAUCCCACUGGGCGACUGGAGGUCAACGGUCCAAUGCCCUGCUGUCCCUCGGCCCUCCUGUCUGGACCAGUACUGCAGUGAGCACGAGUUCUGUGGAGAGCGCCUCGGUGAAGCCAGCUGCUUCUGUCGCGCCUUGUUUGCCUCCAAGUUCAACCCGACCAACGCUUUAGGCGAGCCGACAGUCUGCACGCAGAACUCUGCCACUGUGACUCUGGCCGGAUGUCUGCUGCAGGACCGAGGCAUCGACUCCUCCGCCCUCCACCUCAUUGACCCCGACUGCAAAGGUCACGUGGACCAACGCACCCACAUGGUGGAGUUCAGCUUCGACAGCAGCGACACCUGUGGGGCGGAGGUUUCGAUGAACAACAGCCAAAUCCUCUACAAGAACACCAUCACGACGGGGAACGGCUCUCAGAACGGCGUCAUCACCCGCCAAGACCAAGUCCAGAUCGACUUCUCCUGCUUCUACGCAAAGCCAGACGUCCAGAGCCUGUCCUUCAGGAUCAAAGACAGCUCUGUGGUACUGCAGAUCGUAUCCGGAGCUUGGAACUACACUCUGACGAUGGCCGCCUACACCGACGGCGGACUCCAGAACCGCGUGGAGUCGAGCACCGAGAUCCAGCUGAACCAGAAGGUGUGGCUGCAGCUGAAGACGGAGGGGCUGGACGGCGACCUGGUCGCCAUAGUGACCGACUCCUGCUGGGCCACCACCCAGCCGUCCACCGACAGCAGCCCGCGAUACGACCUCGUCAUCGCCGGAUGCCCCAACAAGGCCGACCAGACGGUGAUGGUGGAGGGAAACGGACUGGGAACCUCCAACGUCUUCUCUUUCAACGCGUUCGAGUUCUCUGGAGAAACAUCUGCAAUCUACCUGCACUGCAAAGUGGAGCUGUGCCCCAAAGAGGGCAAAAGCUGUGCUCCGACCUGCCCUGGAAGCAGUAAGAGGAGGCGCAGAUCCUCCAGGUCCAAGACUGCAGAGGGAAACCCAGCCCUCAUCACUAUGGCCUGGAGUAAUUAAAGACCGCUCCCCUUCUGACCUUUGACCUGCUGAUUCCUCAUUGAAGCUCCAACAACCAGCCUCGAACCUCACGACUCUUCAACAGAUGUUUGGAGAUGUUGCUGCUGUGAAACAAUGCUGGCAGGUCUUCAUUUGGUCACCUGGGAUGAAGCAUUUAUUACUUCUUUAUAUAUCCAAUGAUUCUUGCUAAUUAUUCUGAGAUUUAGAAAUGUAUCAUAAUCUCUAGGGAAAUAAAUGAUAGAAAAUAGAAUGAAAAACUAAUCAAAGCGGGUUUUAAGGGUCUGGUACUUUAAAUGUAUAUUGAAUCACUUCUUUAAACGUGCAAAGUCUGAAUGAUACCUGAUGGAAGCAGCAACAAUUUGCAGAACAAGUGGAAGCAAAAUACUGAUGUGAAUGUGAAGUUACUCUGAAUUUUUCAGUGUCCGUGCAAACUGUGACUGUCCUUACACGAAGACACGCUGUUGUACUAUUAUAUUACUACUAUGAGCAAAAGGAAACAUAAAAAAUAUAAUAAAGGGAGUGGGAAAACCAACAUGUGUCAAUGAUUAUUUAAUCUUUUGUUCUUAAACUUUGUUGCCUCUAAAUCCAAAGUUAUCAAUGUAAAUAUUACAUUGGAAGCAUUGGUAACAUCCAGAUGGUUAGAACUGUGUAGCUGAAACCAGUCAGCCAUAAUGUGCAUUAUCCAUCCAUCCAUCCAUCCAUCAUCAAACCGCUUAUCCUGCACACAGGGUGGGGGUGGGGGGGCGCUGGAGUCCAUCCCCGCCAACUUCGGGCGAUAUAAUGUGCAUCAUACAACAUUUAAUUAUGGAAUUGUUGUAAUUCGUUUAGUUUGGACUGAUGUUCCCUGAUCAAAAGUUUCACUAUGAAUGAACCCACUUUUAUUAAAGUGAAUCCAAAAAGUCCCUUGGAGUUUGUGAAGGAAUAGCAAUGAAUAUUCAAAUCAAAGCAUUUUAUUCCCAAUAAAAUCAUAUCAUGUGACAUGUUAUAAUUGAUGCUCUUUAAUAAUGUGAUGGAGGAUUGAAUAAAUCUUCCAUCAAACUAUUAAAUAUCCAUUGACCAGGUGGAAGUGAUAUGGUUACACUACACAUAAAGAUACUUCCGAGAUGGGCCAUGGCGCUGUAAUGACGUCACUAUUUAGCUCAGGUUGACGGGCGUCACUGAUGACGCGUCCAAGAUGGCCGACAAGCACCUGAGCUGUAACUUCCGCUGCCCGACUGUUCCUGAAGCUGCUCCGUAAAGACGAAUAGAGAACAGAGUUAGAUGACCGAAGUGAGACUGACUGAAAAUGUUGGAGGAGCAGCUGGAGAAUGACAAGGCUCAAGACAAGCGGAGGAUGGAGGACAAAAUUAACAAGAACUGCUGAAUGAUCAGAGACGCUUGAAGGUCCUGGAUGAGACGAGAACGGGAGCACGGAGCAAAACAUUUGGUGAGUGUCAACUAAAUUCUUACUAGUAGCUGUUAAAGUGGUAGCAGAAACAUUUUAAUGAAUGUGUAAGUUGGAGUUCUUGUAUUUUUGUGAUAGUGUAGCAAAAAAAGUUAAGUAUAGUGUGACAUAAAGAAAACAUAUUAAAUUAUCUAAUAAAACUUUUUUUAGAAACGUUACAAUAUGGUAUUUCAUUAAAAAAAGAUUGAUGACGAUGAUAUAUAUACAUAUAUAUAUAUAUAUAUAUGAGUAAUCAGGAUUAGAAAUAAUAUAGUAUGUCACAAAAGUUAUUAAAAUGGACACAUUUUUGAAUACGUCAUGGAAAAACAAAUUGCAUUUUGUGCUAAUUAAAUUAAUUGAAGAGUAUGUCUCAAGUAAAAAAAAACAACAACUUGUACUUAAUGUAGUAUUCAUUCAAGAGUGUGAAUUUGAUGCAUUUUCUAGUGUUGUGCUUCUCUUGAGGGCGCAGUUUCCAGCCGUGAGGACGACGGGUUUCUUCCUCUGCGGUUACUCUGACAGUGGCGGUGGUUUGACUUUUUUUUAAUGUUCUAUGCAGCUGAAUUUGAAUAAAGAAAAAUUUUAUAUAA
This is a messenger RNA of Gasterosteus aculeatus aculeatus (three-spined stickleback), 4014 nucleotides long. The record is from RefSeq and is a predicted model, not a curated record. NCBI's taxonomy places the organism in Eukaryota, Metazoa, Chordata, Actinopteri, Perciformes, Gasterosteidae.